AUGGAGCCGUGGGUGAUGCUGGACCCGCGGCAGAAGGCUCUGUACCGGGACGUGAUGCAGGAGAGCUACGAAACGCUGAUGUCCCUUGCAGCCCAGGGGCUGGUGAGUGAAAAAGCAGCGGAGGAAGGAGCGGCGGCGGAGAGCUGCGAGGAGCUCGAAGCGCGUUCAUCCCACAGCCCGGAGAGGGAGAAGACCCUCGGCUCAAACAGGCGGAAAACGAAGCGCCCGGAUAAAGCC
Molecule: messenger RNA, 237 nt
Organism: Fulmarus glacialis (Northern fulmar)
Lineage: Eukaryota; Metazoa; Chordata; Aves; Procellariiformes; Procellariidae
Product: zinc finger protein CKR1-like
Exons: 2
Biological process (GO): regulation of DNA-templated transcription
Source: RefSeq, a predicted model, not a curated record